AUGAUUAGAAGGCUCUUCACCACGAUGACUAAGAAAGCAAAGGCACAAGAAUUCAUUCUCAAGACUCCAAAAGGUACCAAGGAUUGGGCCGAUAAGGACAUGAUCAUAAGAGAGUCCAUUUUUGGGAAAUUGUCUACCCUUUUCCAGAAACAUGGAGGUGUCACUAUUGAUACGCCAGUUUUUGAAUUGAGAGAAAUCUUGACUGGUAAAUAUGGUGAGGAUUCCAAAUUGAUUUACAAUUUGGAAGAUCAAGGGGGUGAAUUGACUUCGUUGAGAUACGACUUGACGGUGCCCUUUGCAAGAUUUGUCGCCUGCAACAACUUGAGUAGUAUCAAGAGAUACCACAUUGCAAAGGUUUAUCGUAGAGAUCAACCAGCUAUGACCAAAGGUAGAAUGAGAGAGUUUUACCAAUGUGAUUUUGAUAUUGCUGGUACUUUUGACUUGAUGGUUCCAGAUUCGGAAAUUUUGAACAUCCUUUGCGAAGGGUUAGAUGAGUUGGAGAUUAAAGACUAUAAAGUCAAGUUGAACCAUCGUAAGAUAUUGGACGGUAUUUUCCAAGCUUGUGGGGUGCCGGAUGAGGAUGUCCGUAAGGUUUCGUCAGCAAUUGAUAAGCUAGACAAGUCGCCUUGGGAAGCGGUGAGGAAGGAAAUCUUGGAAAAGGGACAAAGUGAGGAGACUGCAGACAAAAUUUGGACUUUUGUUCAACACAGCGGAUCUAUUCGUCAGGUAAUUGAAAUUUUGAAGAAAAGUGGAAUUGAUAAUGCAACAGCGCAACAAGGUAUCCAAGAGAUGGAGGUGUUGGCUGAUUACGUUGAAGCUUUCGACAUUCAAGAUCGUUUGAGUUUCGAUUUGUCCUUGGCCAGGGGUUUGGAUUAUUAUACUGGACUCAUCUACGAAGCUGUUACAGCAGCUAGCGCACCACCAAAAAAUGCAAGCGAGUUGAAAAAAGAGGCCAAGAGUGAGGAUGAAGAUGCUUCGGCAUAUGUCGGGGUUGGUUCAAUUGCUGCAGGUGGUCGUUACGACAACUUAGUUGGUAUGUUUUCAAACAACAAGUCGAUCCCUUGUGUUGGUAUCUCCUUUGGUGUUGAGAGAUUAUUCUCCAUCAUUAAACAGAGAACAGAUUUGUCAAAGCUCAAUUCUCAACACACAGACGUCUAUGUAAUGGCAUUUGGUGGUGGUGACGGAUGGAAUGGAUUUUUAAAGGAGAGGAUGCAAGUUGCAAACCAAUUAUGGAAAGCAGGCAUCAACGCGGAGUUCUUGUACAAAGCUAAAGCCAAUACUCGUAAACAGUUUGAUGGAGCUGAGAAAUCGGGUGCCAAACUUGCAGUCAUAUUAGGUAAAGAGGAGUACCCUGAAGGUAAGGUUAGAGUCAAGAAGCUUGGCCAAGGUGAAGAGAAUGAAGGUGAUUUGAUUUCAGUUGACGAGAUGGUGUCGUUUGUAAAAUUACAACUUUGA
Lodderomyces theae is the source of this 1455-nucleotide messenger RNA. RefSeq names its product histidine--tRNA ligase (gene HTS1). Gene Ontology annotation, biological process: histidyl-tRNA aminoacylation; mitochondrial translation. Gene Ontology annotation, molecular function: ATP binding; histidine-tRNA ligase activity. The transcript has a single exon. Gene Ontology annotation, cellular component: mitochondrion; cytoplasm. Lineage: Eukaryota; Fungi; Ascomycota; Pichiomycetes; Serinales; Debaryomycetaceae. The record is from RefSeq and is a predicted model, not a curated record. The coding region runs from base 1 to 1455 and encodes 484 amino acids.